Amoebophrya sp. A25 is the source of this 2951-nucleotide messenger RNA. The record is from the annotation of a GenBank genome assembly. NCBI's taxonomy places the organism in Eukaryota, Dinophyceae, Syndiniales, Amoebophryaceae.
CGAAAAGGCCUUAGGUGGAGCUACCGAAAGCACUUAGUUUCAUCGGUAGUAUCUGUCUCCCUACAUUUUGGAUCCUCCUGAAAAUUGCUCCAUCCUUUGCUUUUCUCUUGGCAUUAAUACCGGUCUGUUGUUCAUCUGUCUCUCGCGCACGAUGCCCAUAUUUGUUAAUCCUCACGAUUAUGUUUCUGAUUCUGAUGGCUGCAUCAACAACAGCAACAACAAGAGCUCUCUCUCGUUCAUCGACCGAGCAACUUGAUCAUUUUUACUAGAGGUGUUGGCCAUGACGAAGAUUCGAGGGGGUCUGACCAAGCGAAAACGAGGUUGCACAGUAAAGCUACGAAGUCGAUGAACAUACCAAUUUCCGGACUCCUUCGACGUGGUGCAGCGCGGGCAAGAUGAAGUUCCGAGUAACAACCAAAUGUCGAUUGCAGAGUAGCCUUCACCAUGAGCGCUUGAAAUUUGGAGAAACAUUGUGAUUGUGUAGUACAGUCUGGCGACCAACUUUAUCAAAUUUAAAUAAGAUCAGGGACACCAAUCAUUUGCUGCAGUCCGCGCGAUGGCUUCUUCUUUUGACCCGGCAAGAUUGAUAGACGAUCUGCAAAAGAAACAUCAGUUUUUGCCCGAACAAACCCUAAAAGAGGUAUGUCGUCGAGUCAAAGCGCUGCUUCUAGAAGAGUCCACGGUCGUGCCUGUGCAGGUACUCCUAACUAAAAUAUCGUUUGUUUCUCUUCUUAUCAAGACCUCGCUUAGAAAAAAAGGUUUCCGCACUGCUUUUUUGGCUGUACGACCUCUACAACUUGUCAGUCGUGCUCAAAUUAUAUCAAAUAAAAAGAGUAUCACAUAUUGAGCAGGUCCGAAAGCCGUACGUCGUUAUUGCUGGGGACAUCCACGGUCAGUUUUUCGAUCUGCUAGAGCUGUUUCGGAAAGCAGGAGAUUCGGAUUUGACGCGACUGACCAACCAGUAUGUCUUUCUCGGAGACUUUGUAGAUCGAGGAUUCAAUUCCGUAGAGACCUUUCAACUACUGUUGUUGUUGAAGCUGUGCUUUCCGGGACAGGUAACGCUUUUACGCGGCAACCACGAAAGCAGGCAGAUCACUCAGGUCUACGGUUUCUAUGACGAAUGCCUAAGAAAGUACGGAAACGUCAACAGUUGGCGCUUCUGUGUAGAAAUAUUUGACUAUUUGUGCAUCGCGGCAGUGGUCGAGAACAAGAUCUUCUGCGUGCACGGAGGAUUAGCGCCUGACCUGCUGCUCAUAGACCAGAUUCUUAUGGCAGAAAGAAGGAUUGUCUAGUAUCAUUCCACUCUAGUCCUGAGCAGCAGGGUGUAAUAACACUCGUGAUCAUGUCCGUGUGUGACCGAGAUGUUGAUAUGCGAUGUCUAACUACAUCGAUGUUGACAUGUGAUGGAAGUGAGACUGAGAUGAGUUGAUAUGCGCAAUGACACUGCGCAAGAAUGACACUGAACACUGACAGAACGUCUCUAAGCCAAGCCGCAUCCAGCGUGUGUGCGAAAUACCACACGAGGGCAGUUUCGGCGACCUUGUGUGGUCCGACCCAGAUCCCAACGUCGACGGAUGGUCGAGGAAUCCUCGAGGUGCCGGGUGGUUGUUUGGCCCAGACCCAGCAAGGCAAUGGAAUAGCAUCAAUGGCAUGGACAUAAUAGCUCGUGCGCAUCAGCUUGUGCAGGAAGGCUACAAGUACAUGUUCGAACGGGAAAGCUUUUCCGCCAAACUUCUCGAGGACUUGGCGCCACAGAUAGCUAAACAAGACGACGCACUGAAAGCAACAAAUGCAACUGCAAGAAAAGCGAAGAGUGACAACUUUGGCGGCGGCACUAGUACUACUGGUGGUGAGGAGCCAAGUCGUUAUAGGAAGAAAAAUGAUGAAUUUGGGGAUUUCCCCUUAGACUUAGAUCCUUUUGACUUGAGGGAAGGCAGCUCGGCAGCCACGGAAGCAGCAAAUGCAGCUGUUGCGGAGAGCAACAACAGCAGCAGUCCUGGCGAAUCUGCUCAGACGAAUUCUUCAACAAAUGAUAAAGUAGAGGAGGAAGACAGUAAUUGGGCAAACUUUGCUGAGUUCGACGCUUUUGCUGGUAACGAUGCUUUUGGCAACAAGGCUAGUGACGACGCAUUUGCAGCACCGCCAUCCACAACUGCAGCUUUUGAAGAGAUAGACGCCGCACUAUUCCCCUCACCACAUCAGCGCCUACUUGCGGACCUUGCACCCGCUCAUGCGCUUUCAAAAACGCGCUCGAAUCGGACUUCAAGGACUAGUAGCUUACGCUCAGGUAGAGUCUUGCUAUCAAGAAUCUGUAGUCCAACGAUAAGAAUGAGAUUAUAAGUAAGUACUUAACGGUUGUAAGAAGUACAACUACAACUCAGGACAUCAUCUUCAGUCUUUGAUUCCGCUUUUCCUCUCCUCUACUAGAACACAUGUUCUUGUUUUCUCUCGUUCCCUCUUUCACUCCCUGACCGCGGUGGCAUCUCAGACGCGGAGUACGACCUUGUUACCGUUUGGUCGGCGCCUAACUAUUGCUAUCGGUGUGGCAACAUAGCCAGCGUCCUUAUGGUCGAUAAAUACUGUAACCGGCGUUUCGAAAUCUUUACAGAGGUGGAGGCAAGCAGCCGAGCGACGCCACCUAGGAACUUGGUGCCCUACUUUUUGUAGGUGGUGCUGCGUUGGAUCAAAAUCAAUGACGGAUGGUUGCGCUUCAUUGAACGCGGUGGAAGGGGGAGACUCUUUGCAAUUGUCAUAUAGACAGCAGAGCUGCGUAUUAUACUGUUUUCGCAACAAACAUUGGAUGUAUGUUAGAACUAAUGAUGUGCAUAUUGUCCUAUGUUUUCUUGUGAACGCAGAUAUCAUGGAACCAGGAUGAUCAGGCUGGAAUGGUUUGCAGACUGAGUGCCAUGGUGAAAAAAAUUCUAGGCCGAAGUGGCCAUUUUCAUUCCGUG